This is a messenger RNA of Aspergillus steynii IBT 23096, 1161 nucleotides long. RefSeq names its product putative O-methyltransferase. Gene Ontology annotation, molecular function: O-methyltransferase activity. The transcript is spliced from 5 exons. Lineage: Eukaryota; Fungi; Ascomycota; Eurotiomycetes; Eurotiales; Aspergillaceae. The record is from RefSeq and is a predicted model, not a curated record. The coding region runs from base 1 to 1161 and encodes 386 amino acids.
AUGGACUCAAUCGUCGCUCAGGUUCACUCCCUGGCCAAGAACGCCGACGAGGCAGCGCGCAGGUCGAUCCAGACAGCCCUGGAAGACCUUCUGUUUGAGAUCCAAGAUCCGAAGUAUAUCGUUUAUCAGCUACUUAACUCGCCCGUCAAGCUGACCGUUGUCCGCGUGAGCAUCGAUAUAAACCUCUUCAAAACACUCGCCAACAGCGAAUCUCCUCGCACCGUCAGCAGCCUUGCAGAACAGCUCAAGGUGGAUGAGGACCUACUUGGCCGUAUCCUUCGCUACCUCGCCUCCAACAACCUGAUCAAACAGACCGGAGUUGAGGAGUUCGCAGCCAAUCAAGUAACCCAGAUCUUUACAGGAAAAGGAGCUGAGGCGGUCACUAGCCAAGCGUUCAACGUCGUAGGCCCCGUCCUCCAAGUGGUCCCUCCCUUCCUGGCCGAAACAAACUAUCAAAGCAUUUCCGUCAAAACCAAAACCCCGCUGCAGAAGGCCUUCAAUACCGAGCUGUCGGCUUUUGAAUGGCUGGCCCAAAACCCGGAACAUAUGCAGAAUGCGCAGCUAGCGAUGGUAUCAAAUCAAGCGAGCAACUGGGCUCGGAACUUCAAGCUCCUAGACGAUGCAGUUCACGAAUUUAUGGAGUGCUCACAGCCCUCGUCGGACAGGCCGUUCCUCGUGGAUGUUGGAGGCGGCUACGGCCAUCAGACUGGACAUCUGAAGGACAAACACCCCUGUUUGAGCGGCCAUCUUGUCCUUCAGGAUAUGCCUCAGGUCGUUGCGCAGGUUUCAGGACUCGAGGGGGUCAAAGUCAUGGCUCAAGACUUCUUCACCCCCCAAGCGGUUCAAGGCGCUCCGUUUUACUACUUUCGUCGAAUCCUGCACGAUUACCCCGACGACCAAUGCGUCAAGAUCCUGCAGAACAUUAUCCCCGUAAUGGCGAGCGACUCCCGGAUCCUGAUCGAUGAGACUGUGCUGCCAGACACCAACGUCUCUUGGCAAGCGGUCAUGGCCGAUCUGUACAUGAUGUUCAUGAUGGCUGGAAAGGAGCGCUCGGAGAAGCAGUGGAGAGCUCUUGCGGAUAGUGCCGGACUCCGGGUGGUGUAUAUACAUGUUCACGAUCUUUCGUCCCAUUCUGCGGUGCUUGUGCUUGAGAGAAAGUGA